CCCCCCUUCUCCUCCUCCCCCCCCCCCCCCCCCCCUUUUCUCCCCCUCCCCGCCCCCCGCACGGCCCGAGCCCGCGAGCGCUGCCGGUCCGGCCUGCUGCCGUCACCGCCAUUGGCGGGGGUGCGUACGGCUCCUCCCCCGCGGCCCGGUUCGGCCCGGCUCGCCACCGCCCUGGAGGUGCCUCAACGGAACUGAAGCUUCUGCUUGAAAGGGUGCAGUGCUGUGAAAAGUCUUACUGACCACAGAAAAAUGGACAUGUUGCAAGUACUGCGUAAAACCACAGAAGGCUUAGAAUGUGAUCACUGCAACUUCAGAGGAACGGACUAUGAAAACGUACAGAUUCAUAUGGGUACCAUACACCCAGAGUAUUGUGAUGAAAUGGAUGCUGCUGGUUUGGGUAAACUUAUAUUUUAUCAAAAAAGUGCAAAACUGUUUCACUGCCACAAAUGUUUCUUUACCAGCAAGAUGUAUUGCAACGUGUAUUAUCACAUCACAUCACAACAUGCAGCACCUGACAAGUGGAAAGAGGCGCGGAAAGAACAGGUAGAAGGAGAUUCAGAUCCCUCCAAAAAAAGUGUCACAUCGGAGCCACAGAAACCUGCCCUUUCCCCUGAGUCACGCAAACCUACCCUUUCUCCUGAACUCUCCAAAUCUGAACCUGUUGUUUCCCCCAAGCUUCAGAAAUCAUCAGUGUCCCCAGAGCCCCAGAAGUCAGCACAAGCUACUUCCUCGGAACCAGAGAAGUCAGCCCUGGACACAUCCCCAGAUCCUGAGAAGUCAGCCCAGGGCACACCUCCAGAUACAGAGAAGUUAACCUCGGCUGUAUCCCCAGGCUCAGAGAAGCCAUCCCCUGCCGUGUCCCCCGACCCCCAAAAGCCAUCCCCUGCCGUGUCCCCCGAUCCCCAGAAGCCAUCCCCUGCUGUGUCCCCUGACCCUCAGAAGCCAGCCCCAGCUGCAUCUCCAGAGCCCCGUCGCCAUUCCCCAGGAGUGUCACCGGAGCCCCGGCGCCAUUCCCCGGCGGUGUCACCGGAGCCCCGGCGCCAUUCUCCUGCCGUGUCUCCAGAGCCCCGUCGCCAUUCUCCUGCUGUGUCACCAGAGCCUCGCAGAUACUCUCCAGCCGUGUCACCAGAGCCAAAGAAACCUACUCCAGCAGUGUCCCCUGAACCACGAAGGUAUGCUCCAGCUGGGUCUCCCGAGCCUCGGAGGCACCCUUCCCAAAUGCGUAGGCCUGCUUCUGCUGCUUCUCCGGAAAACCGCAGGCCCGCUCCUGCAGUUUCUCCAGAAUCGUGGAGACCUGGUCCGACUGUUUCCCCUGAGCCGUGGAGAUCUGCCCCUCAUGAGGUGCAGAAAUCCACGGUUUCUCCCUGGGCUCCAAAGCCUUCCAUGUCAAUGUCUGUAGAGUCCCGGAGGUCUGCCCCUGAGUCCCGAAGGCCUGGCCCCGUUGUGUCACCAGAGCCUAGGAGGCUCUCUUCUGACUCGUGGAAAUCUACAUCCUUUUCUGAAUCCCAAAAGUCUACUCUUGUUUCUUCUGAGCCGUGGAAACCCAUCUCGUCUGUUUACCCUGAAGGGUGGAAGCCUGUUCUGUCCCCUGACACGUGGAAGCAUUCUCCUCCUGUUUCUCCUGAGCUUCGAAAGUCUAGUCAUACCGUUUCCUCUGACUCUUGGAAGUCUUCUUUCUUCCCUGAGGUCCGUAAGCCUGGUGCUUCGGUAUCUCCUGAAUCUUGGAAACUCUCCGAGUCCCGGAAAUCAAUGUUUUUUUCUGAAACUCAGAAAUCCACUUCUGCUGCUUCCUCUGAGAUUCAGAAACGGGCUCAUUUUACUGAACCUCGGAAAAGAGCUCUCUUCCCAGAGUCUCGUAAAUCUAAUCCAGGUGUUUCUACUGAUGUCCAGAAACGUGGUGUCUUUUCUGAGCCCCAGAAUCAGGUGUCUACUUCUGCUGUUUCUACUGAAAGUCAAAAACAUGUCCUAUGUUCUGAAGGCCAGAAAUCUGCUCUUGUUUCUUCUGAAGCUCAGAAACACACCCUAUUUUCUGAAGCCCAGAAACUUGCUUCCAUUUCCUCCGAAGUUCAGGAGCCUACUUCCUUUCCAGAGUCUCACAAAUCUGUUUCUCCUGAAAUUCAGAAACAUGGCUUCUUUACUGAGUCCCAGAAACCUACUCCUUCUAUUUCUCCUGAGACCCCCAAACAAGCUCUUUUUACUGAUGCCCAGAAAUCUGCUGUCUCCCUUGAUCUUCAGAAGCAUGCUGUAUAUUCUGAGAUGCAGAAACCUGCUGCUGCUUUAUCCUCUGAUGUCCAGAGACGUGCUGAAACUACUGUAUCUUCUGAAAUCCAGAAGAACAUCCUGUUUUCCGAGCCUCACAAAUAUGCUCCCAGUUUUUCCUCUGAGCCCCAGACACCUAGUGAGUCUGGUGAGAGUGACUUCCUUUCACACAGUUUAGAUGAUCAGAAACCACUGGAUGAUUUAUUCUCACAGGAUGAACAAUCAAUGUUAGCCAAAGAAUCACCAGAAGGCCUGUUAUAUUCUUGCCCAAAAAAGAAGCCCAAGAAGGAAAACCAGGAAAACUCAGAUUCUGAACUAAAUAGCAGCGAGUGUGGAAAACUGGAGCUGGACUCGAUGGAGAUGAAGGAGCAAGAAUCCAACAGUGAUCAAGAGCAGUAUGAUAUGGAGCCAUCUGAUUACAGCAAAGAGAGCAAAAUAGAUGCAACCACGCCCAUGCAGCCACAGUGUGUGCUGCAGUUUACUGAGGAGAAAGAAGCUUUCAUCUCUGAGGAAGAAAUAGCAAAAUACAUGAAGCGUGGCAAGGGAAAGUAUUAUUGUAAAAUCUGUUGCUGUCGUGCAAUGAAGAAAGGUGCUGUCUUGCACCAUUUAGUUAACAAGCAUAACGUUCAAAGCCCAUACAAAUGUAAAAUAUGUGGCAAAGCAUUUCUCUUGGAGUCUCUUCUUAAAAACCAUGUUGCUGCUCAUGGUCAGAGUUUGUUGAAGUGUCCACGUUGUAAUUUUGAAUCAAAUUUUCCCCGAGGCUUUAAGAAACAUUUAACCCAUUGCCAAAGCCGUCACAGUGAUGAUACACCUAAAAAGCACAUGGACACCCUUGAACCACUUGAAGAACAAAUUUAAUCUGUUUUUUUUCCCUUGUGCUAGGAAAGCUGAAUUUACAGAAGUGUUCAAAACUGUUGCUGUAUGUUAACCAAGUAGUUUAGCUGAUCUGACAAGUCAGAAGAUGCAUGGUUUAUUGUACUAUGUUUAACUUGUCUUAUAGCUGUAUUACUGAAAUGAUUUACUUUCAAAAGUAAUUUUAAAUACGUGUUCAUGUCUUUGUAUUACCCAUCAGUAGAGUCAUAUUUUAUUUUUCAGAUGUACUUACGUUUUUGAAACCAAAAUGAAUACAAAUUACUUUUGUAAAGAUUUGUAAAACAUACAAACAAUUAAGGACUGGAGUGGCAAGCAAUCCGUAUAUUCCCGUGAAGACUGAACUUGUUUCUUCACAUUCAUGAGAUGUCACAUUUUUAAAAAUGUUUUUACUAACUUCUCAGAAUUAAAAUUCUCGCCAGAUAGAAUGUGAAUACACCAGACAUAAGGAGCUACCAGUGCUUCUGGAAUAAUUGUGCCCUGAGGUUGUAAUUUGAGUGUAUAGUAAUUCAUUGGAAAUUUAUUGCAGUCAAUUCUCUGACUUACUUGUCUCAGAUUUAGAAGCAUCAAGGUACUUAUUUUGUGAUUCUGUAUUUUAGCCAUGUUUUAAGCAUGUACUAAUAUACAUUAAAUUGAUGGAUUAAUGUCAGACUGUGUAUAGCUCAACACUUUCUCUUGAUGAUUCAGAUGUUUGUAAUGUCAGAAACCCCCCCAAAUUUCUUGUAUUUGUUGAAAUGUUAUGCUUUGAUCUUUUAACAAUAAAAAGAAGCCCAACCUGG
Molecule: messenger RNA, 3908 nt
Organism: Calypte anna (Anna's hummingbird)
Lineage: Eukaryota; Metazoa; Chordata; Aves; Apodiformes; Trochilidae
Gene: CHAMP1
Product: chromosome alignment maintaining phosphoprotein 1
Exons: 2
Coding region: 250-3117 (955 amino acids)
Biological process (GO): attachment of mitotic spindle microtubules to kinetochore
Source: RefSeq, a predicted model, not a curated record